Molecule: messenger RNA, 675 nt
Organism: Candida dubliniensis CD36
Lineage: Eukaryota; Fungi; Ascomycota; Pichiomycetes; Serinales; Debaryomycetaceae
Gene: MUM3
Exons: 1
Coding region: 1-675 (224 amino acids)
Cellular component (GO): endomembrane system
Molecular function (GO): acyltransferase activity
Source: RefSeq, a predicted model, not a curated record
AUGUCUAUAUUAGGGGACGAUUAUUCGCCCAUUCGACAAUGUGAGCAGUUUUCGCUUCCAAUAAUCAAUUUCUUUUCAUGGUUUCUAGUAUGGAGGGUUCCCACAAUCAAGAUUUUGCUCCAUAUGCUAAAAUCAGACGAAAACUGGGAACUAGAACUGAAAUCGUUAUCAUUUGUCUUUUCAAGAUUAUUAAGAAGCAAAUUCUCAGAAUGGGUUGUAUUGUUUCCUGAAGUAAAUAUUUGGACUACUAAUGGAGCAACGUUACAGGGACAAGUAAGCCAUAAGUACUUUUUGCCCAAAUUCAAUCACUUAUUGUAUCCUCGAUUCUCUGCGUUUUUCAACAUUAUAUCCAUACUUAACCAAUCAAAGCCACAUGCUUAUUUAAACAUGUACGACAUAACCAUCUUAUACACUCGUAAUGGCCAUGGCGUAGCUUCAAGUCAAUAUAAACCUCCGACUUUGCUAGAUAUAUUUGCCAGUGCAGAGCCUAUAACGGUCAUUGUUUAUGUAAAAAUCCGUUCAGUGUCAAGAAUCCCUACUAAAAGAAAAAAACUAGAAAAGUAUUUAGAACAUUUAUGGAUACACAAAGAGAAAAUGAUCUCACAAUUGAAGGCUGAAAAUGAUACCCACAUCCAAUUACGUAUAUUGCAAGAUGAUUUUUCUGUAGCUCUGUAG